Molecule: messenger RNA, 456 nt
Organism: Ostertagia ostertagi
Lineage: Eukaryota; Metazoa; Nematoda; Chromadorea; Rhabditida; Trichostrongylidae
Source: the annotation of a GenBank genome assembly
UUGUUCAAAAGAGAAGUUUCUGAAGGAGUAGAAGUGGAAGACUCGAUCGAAGAAGUCAAUAUAAAAAGUGGAGUUGCAGAAACCCUGUUCGAAGGAGAUAUUCUCUUAACAAAGGAACAGAAAGAACAAAUUGCUCUGGAAGAAACACGCGCAAGAAGGCAAGCCUUCAACGUUAACGGAACUUGGCCUGCAAGAAAAUGGACAAGCGGAAUCACUUUCAUACUCGCCAAUGAUUUACACGAGAAAACCAAAACUGCCUUCGAGAAAGCAGCAAAGUUAUGGAUGGAGGACACGUGCAUUAACAUCACUGAAUUUCAGAUGCCACCUCGGGGGAAAGCCAGAUCAUCCGACGGCCUUCUCGUUGUACUAGGUGGAAAAAAAGGGUGCCAAUCAUAUGUUGGUAGAAAGGUGGACCCUGGACCACAAGACCUAUACCUCGGCGAUGGCUGUGAAACG